UGCUGUUUUGGUUCUGCAUUUUCAACAUAUGGGUUGACUGUUUAGAGACCGAGUCUGUCUGUCACAGUCUGUCUGUGUGUGUGUGUGUGUGUGUGUAUAGUGCUGCCACAGAGUACUGCGUAAACUGGCACUGAGGUCAGGAUUUCUGCAGUCCAGUGUUAAAAUGGUGCCUGCUCAUGCUGCCUAUGCCUUGUUAAGCCUUGCACCCCUGUUGGUCCUCGGUGUUCCUCCCAUUUGGACCCAGCCUGAGCAGGUGCACCUCUCUUAUCCAGGAGUGCCAGGUUCAAUGGUAGUGACCUGGACCACCUUCAACAAGACAGAGAGCAAGGUGGAGUAUGGCCUUAUGGGGGGUCGGCUCUUUGAGAUGAGUGCCAAAGGUGACACUACUCUGUUUGUGGACUCAGGAGAGGAGAAGAGGAAGAUGUACAUCCACAGAGUCACUCUCACAGGUCUCAAACCUGCUGCUGCUUAUGUCUACCACUGUGGGAGUGAUGAGGGCUGGAGCGAUGUGUUCUCCUUCAUUGCUCUAAAUGACAGCACUAGUUUCAGUCCCAGGUUUGCUCUGUACGGUGACCUGGGCAACGAGAACCCUCAGUCUCUGGCUCGACUGCAAAAGGAGACACAGCUUGGCAUGUACGAUGUCAUCCUGCACAUAGGGGACUUUGCCUACGAUAUGCAUGAGGACAAUGCCAGGAUUGGAGAUGAGUUCAUGAGGCAGGUCCAAUCCAUAGCAGCCUAUGUGCCCUACAUGACCUGUCCAGGCAACCACGAAGCAACAUAUAACUUCUCCAACUAUAGGAAUCGCUUCAGCAUGCCAGGCCAGACUGAGAGCCUGUGGUACAGCUGGAACCUGGGGUCAGCACACAUCAUCUCCUUCUCCACUGAGGUUUAUUUCUAUCUCGAAUUUGGCUUGGAGCUCCUCUUCAAGCAGUACGAGUGGCUGAAGAAAGACUUGGAGGAGGCCAACAAGCCAGAGAACCGAGCAGUGCGUCCUUGGAUCAUGACCAUGGGACACAGACCCAUGUACUGCUCCGAUGACGACCAGGACGACUGUACCAUGUUUGACUCUUAUGUCCGACUGGGACUGAAUGACACCAAACCGCCAGCUCCUGGUCUAGAGGAUCUUUUUUACCGCUAUGGAGUGGAUCUGGAGUUGUGGGCACAUGAGCACACAUAUGAGAGGCUUUGGCCUGUCUACGGUGACAAGGUGUACAAUGGGAGCAAAGAGCAGCCUUAUGUGAACCCGAAAGCUCCAGUACACAUUAUCACAGGCUCUGCUGGCUGCAGAGAGAAGACCGACAGGUUCAAUCCAAACCCCAAAGAGUGGAGCGCUUUCCGCAGCACAGACUACGGCUACACCCGCAUGCAAGUGGUCAACGCCAGCCACAUUUACUUGGAGCAGGUCUCUGAUGACCAGUAUGGCAAGGUGAUUGACAGCAUAUGGGUGGUGAAAGAAAAGCAUGGCUUCUCUGCCUGGUUCUGAUGACUGCCAUCCUUAAAAAAAAAAACUAUCUGCUCAGGAAAAGCACUUUGAACUUUUGCUGCAUCAAACCAAUUAUGCACUGAUGAUGAAACGUUUUCAUUCCUAGUCAUUCAACUUUUCAAAUGAAGAAGUAGUGAAUGUUUUGAUUUCAGACAUUUUCCACUAUGAAAUAUCCAAUAAGAAGACCACUUUAUGACAAUCAUCUACUGCAAAUGUACAGUAUAUAAUGUAACUCUAAUUUGCUGUGAGGUGCUCUACUAGACAAUGUUUUGUAAACAGGGCAUCAAAAAUUGUUUUAUGUUUGAAUAAAUUGAUUUUUUGUGGA
This is a messenger RNA of Siniperca chuatsi (mandarin fish), 1808 nucleotides long. It is a transcript of the gene acp7, whose product is annotated as acid phosphatase 7, tartrate resistant (putative). The transcript has 14 exons. Bases 164 to 1483 code for a protein of 439 amino acids. Gene Ontology annotation, molecular function: metal ion binding; acid phosphatase activity. Lineage: Eukaryota; Metazoa; Chordata; Actinopteri; Centrarchiformes; Sinipercidae. The record is from RefSeq and is a predicted model, not a curated record.